UAUUUUCAAAGUGUUCGAAGAUAAGCAAGAAAAAUUGAUAUAGAGAUAGAUGGAUAUGAAUUCCACACAAGCAAUCAAGAGAUUAUUUUAAGUUAUAAAACAGUGUAAUCGGCAGUUAUAUGCUCAUCUCCAUCAGAAAACAAAGAAAUAAUUGAAAGCUUUAGCCUUUAUGAAACAAUGUUGUUGAGGAACUUAACAAGAAGAGCAAAUUCAGUUUGUUCAAGGUUGAAUUCAAAUCCAUGGAAACCAAAUCCAGUUCAUUUUUUCCAUAAAGAUAGAAACUUUUGCAGCAUAUCGGUUCUGGGUGAUGGCAUCGAUCGAAAUUCUGAUGCUUUUGUGCGUAACUCUAAUGCCAUGGAUGAUCUUAUGUCCCAACUUCAAUCCCACAUCAAUAAGGUGCUGGCUGGAGGAGGAGAAGCAGCUGUUAAAAGGAACAGAAGUAGGAAUAAGCUUUUACCUAGAGAGAGAAUUGAUAAGCUAAUUGACCCCGGCUCCUCUUUCCUUGAGCUUUCGCAGCUUGCAGGCCAUGAAUUAUAUGAAGACGUCUUACCAUCUGCUGGAAUAAUAGCUGGAAUAGGUCCUGUUCAUGGGCGCCUUUGUAUGUUUGUGGCAAAUGAUCCUACUGUUAAGGGAGGAACUUAUUAUCCCAUUACUGUGAAGAAACAUUUAAGGGCACAAGAGAUUGCUGCUCAAUGCAAAUUACCGUGUAUAUAUCUUGUUGAUAGUGGAGGUGCUUUUCUUCCAAAGCAGGCUGAGGUCUUUCCUGACAAGGAAAAUUUCGGCAGAAUUUUCUACAAUCAAGCUGUAAUGUCUGCCGAAGGCAUUCCUCAAAUUGCACUGGUAUUAGGUUCUUGCACUGCUGGUGGUGCCUAUAUUCCUGCAAUGGCCGAUGAAAGUGUAAUGGUCGAAGGAAAUGCAACCAUAUUUCUAGCUGGACCACCACUUGUGAAGGCUGCUACGGGAGAGGAAGUCUCUGCAGAAGACCUAGGAGGUGCUGCUCUUCAUUGCAAGACUUCUGGGGUUUCAGACUAUUUUGCUCAAGAUGAAUUGCAUGGACUUGCUCUUGGGAGGAACAUCAUCAAGAACUUGAACAUGGCUGGAAAACAAGGAAUGAAAAAUGGAUUGCAUAACCUAAAUCUUGACUAUAAAGAACCAUUAUAUGACGUAAAGGAACUGCGUUCUAUUGCUCCAGCAGACCUUAAGCAAGCCUUUGAUAUCCGCACAGUUAUUGCUCGAAUUGUUGACGGCAGCGAAUUUGAUGAAUUCAAGAAAUUGUAUGGAACUACUCUUGUAACUGGGUUUGCUAAAAUUUUCGGACAACCUGUUGGAAUUAUCGGAAACAAUGGGAUAUUGUUUAAUGAAUCUGCACUAAAGGGGGCCCAUUUUAUUGAGCUAUGCACUCAACGAAAUAUUCCGUUGGUCUUCCUUCAGAAUAUCACCGGAUUCAUGGUUGGUUCAAGGUCUGAGGCAAAUGGUAUUGCAAAAUCUGGGGCAAAAAUGGUGAUGGCAGUUUCAUGUGCGAAGGUUCCCAAAGUAACUAUUAUCGUUGGCGGAAGCUUUGGUGCUGGAAACUAUGCAAUGUGCGGACGUGCAUAUAACCCCAAUUUCAUGUUUCUUUGGCCAAAUGCUAGAAUUUCUGUGAUGGGUGGUGCUCAGGCUGCAGGAGUACUGUCUCAAAUAGAAAUGGCAAACAAGAAAAAGCAAGGAAUUCAGUGGACGAAGGAGGAAGAAGAAAGGUUCAAGGCGAAAGUGGUAGAGGGGUAUGAGAAGGAAGGAAAUUCAUAUUACUCGACGGCGAGGCUAUGGGACGACGGAAUAAUUGAUCCUGCUGAUACAAGGAAAAUCAUAGGGCUUUGUAUCUCUGCUUCCAUGAACCGUCCUUUAGAAGACACCAAAUUUGGUGUUUUUAGAAUGUAAAGUAACUUGUACUCCAAGUUUCAAAAGAAGAAACAAGUAAAUAAUGUAACCUGUUGUUUCUUUACUGCAAUUAAAGAAAUUAUAUCAAAGUAGUAAAAAUGCUUUCUGUUCA
Molecule: messenger RNA, 2029 nt
Organism: Mercurialis annua (annual mercury)
Lineage: Eukaryota; Viridiplantae; Streptophyta; Magnoliopsida; Malpighiales; Euphorbiaceae
Product: methylcrotonoyl-CoA carboxylase beta chain, mitochondrial
Exons: 10
Coding region: 178-1917 (579 amino acids)
Biological process (GO): L-leucine catabolic process
Cellular component (GO): methylcrotonoyl-CoA carboxylase complex; mitochondrion
Molecular function (GO): methylcrotonoyl-CoA carboxylase activity
Source: RefSeq, a predicted model, not a curated record